GUCUUUGUGGCUUUACUUUGUUUUCUGGACGACACCAGGGAGCCGGGAGUUUGCUGCUAUUGCGUUCAGGGUCCCAAAUAUUGUCUUGGCCAGCGGAUAGAGUUAUUUCCUAGCCGAAGACAGCAUUCUCGUUACGGCUUCCUGGGGUGCUCUUCCACCUUCACAAGUGAUCUCCUAUACCAAAUGUCACCCGCUCAGGAUUACCACACUGCCGUCGAGAACGCUGCUGCUGGCAUAGUCGUUCAGCCUACUGUCGACGUUUCACCUGCACCUGGCGUGUACUACAACCCCCGCUUGGACCCCAAGAACUUCUUGGAAGGUCCCCUCUCACCUAAUCCCGCUACGAGGCUUCGUCAAAUGCUUGCACGACCGGGUAUCGUCGUCGCUCCCGGUAUCUGUGAUGGCAUUAGUGCCCGAUGUGCACUCGAAGCCGGUUUCGAUUGCUUGUAUCAAAGCGGUGCUGCAACUACAGCGUCUCGUCUAGGCCAGCCGGACCUUGCUAUCGCGACUUUAAAUGACUUCGCGGAGGCUGGUCAAAUGGUCGCUGGCCUUGAUCCAACCGUCCCAGUUAUUGCUGAUGCCGAUACUGGGUUUGGUGGACCUGCCAACGUCGCUCGUACCGUCAAAGCAUACGCCAGAGCUGGCAUCGCCGCCCUUCACAUAGAGGAUCAAGUCCAGACCAAACGUUGCGGUCACUUGAUGGGGAAGCAAGUCGUUUCGCGAGAAGAGUUCUUGACCCGUAUCAGGGCUGCUGUCCUCGCUCGGGAUUCUAUUCCUGGAGGCUCUGAUUUCGUGAUUAUCGGAAGAACUGAUUCUGCACAAGUCCUCGGAAUGGAAGAAGCUAUCACUCGACUGAAAUUGGCUGCUGCCGCUGGUGCAGAUGUCUGUUUCAUCGAGGGUGUGAAGACCAAAGACCUCUUGGAGAGCACUGUAGAAGCUCUUGCGCCUACACCAGUCCUCGUCAAUGUUAUCUCCGGUGGACUUACGCCCUCCUUCACCUACCCCGAAGCGGAACAGAUGGGUGCUAAAAUCAUUAUUUUCUCUUUGGUAUCUUGUGUUGCAAUGGUUCAUGCAGUCCGAGCUGCCAUGCGCUCGUUGAAGAAGACGGGGACCGAUUUUACCUCGGCCCAAGGGAUGGACCCGAAGAAGUUCUUUGAAGUGAUGGGGUUAAAUGAAGUUGUAGAUUUCGACGCCAAGGCUGGCGGUACCGCGUUCCAGGUCGUGUAA
Messenger RNA from Marasmius oreades (fairy-ring Marasmius), 1227 nucleotides. RefSeq lists its product as uncharacterized. The transcript has 10 exons. Gene Ontology annotation, molecular function: catalytic activity. The record is from RefSeq and is a predicted model, not a curated record. Lineage: Eukaryota; Fungi; Basidiomycota; Agaricomycetes; Agaricales; Marasmiaceae. The coding region runs from base 184 to 1227 and encodes 347 amino acids.